Molecule: messenger RNA, 5991 nt
Organism: Pseudoliparis swirei
Lineage: Eukaryota; Metazoa; Chordata; Actinopteri; Perciformes; Liparidae
Gene: phactr4a
Product: phosphatase and actin regulator 4a
Exons: 14
Coding region: 1618-4842 (1074 amino acids)
Biological process (GO): neural crest cell migration; actin cytoskeleton organization
Molecular function (GO): actin binding
Source: RefSeq, a predicted model, not a curated record
AAAGCCUUAAAAAAAAGUGUUUGUCUCCAUCUGCUGCUGCUGUCCGGAAAGAGUGAAACUAAUUUAAGUGUCAUGAGUCUUAAUCGAGUAGAUGUCAUAUUUUGUGAUCCCUCUGUUUACUCAUGAUAUCCUGCAUGAUUGUCCUCAUUACCGUCCUUUAACCAAAAGGCUGGCUUAAGGUCCUGCAUUCCUCACAUUCCUGUCCAAAGUUGUGCUCGGGGAGCAACACUGAUGUGGCAUUAUAUGAACUCGGCUUCUUAGGAUGGAUUUAAUUCCCUGAAGACUCUGUUAUAGCUCACUUUAUCGCUCCUUACCAAACCUCUUCUUUUGACCUAUCUACUACAGCCUAAUGUAGUAGCAUACUUUGUGUUACGGUAAUAUAUGAUUUUCAUCUCCCUGUCAUGAGAGAAAAAAGUUAAAUUCCUCACAUACAAGUAAGUUUAACAACUAAUGAUCACGUCAACGGCUUGUCCUUUGAGCGGACUUUGUUCGUUUGUCUUCAAACCAAGUUCUGUCUCAUUAGCCGUUUGAAGAGAAGGUUAACCUCCUUUUUCACAUUUCCAUUAGUACCUCUAACGUGCAGGGAGGAUCUCCUCUCACUCCCGCACACUGAUUACGCAUAACCUUAUCACAGCGUGCUCCAAUGGAAAGGUUCAGACUCUAGCUGCCUCGGGUCCGUCCCGUAUAGACGAUGUAUGGGAUAUUAAGGCCUUCCUCUCGACAAGUUCUGGUUGUUGGUCUGUGUUUGGGACUCCUACUUUAAGACACUCUUGGAUUUGUUUUUAAAACAAGAUUGAAAGAGAUAUAGUUUGUCAAAGUAAGAAGUGGAUGUUUCCAGUUAAUAUUUUCUGAACUUUUCUCUGAACUAGUUUUCUUAAGAUACAGCUUCAAAUUGGCAACUGGCAAAAAACAAGUUUUAAUAUAACAAUUCUUACCCAUAUAGUAAAAAUAAAUCUGUUGUCGUUGUAAAACAGAGGUGCUAAUAUCUGAUACAAGUGUUCUUAGUUCACGAUGCAUUUCAUAGUUUAAAGGGACAAACCCUGGAGAGUCAUUAGAGACUGUCACUUCCUCUUCUCCGGCUUUGAGCUCCACCGUGGAUCGGUUCACCUUCCUCUUCUCCGGUUACCUCACGCUGCAGACUCCGCCCCUCGCCCUUCAGGGAGUAGUGUUUUGUCAGUCUGUGAAAUGUUGCUAGCAGGGGGCCCGCCGCAUUGCAAAUCCCUCAAAGCGCGCCUGCUGUGAACUUUGCCCCGGGAAAAAAAUAAAUAAUCUGCUCUCUGGAAUGAAAGGCAUCUGCUGGAUUGACUUAUUGGCCUACCGUGUUUAUGAAGUCGGAGCUCCCAGAAGGGAGGGACCGAGGAACUUAGCGAGUGCGUUUGUGUUUUAAAGGGAAGGAAAGAGGGAGGAAGCGUGGAAGAGACCAAAUCACUGAAGGCUGAAGGGUGGGGGAGAGCAGGACUGUUGAGGCGAGAGACCAAACGACACAAGUGAGCAGUCAAGGCGGUCUUGAGUUACAGACGCUCUAUGUCUGGUUGGAGAAGGGCGAGGUGGCGUUAGGUUUUCCUCUCCUGCCUCUGGCCUCGGGAGAGGCGGGCCGGCUGGGCCGGGAGCUGUAACAUGGGAAACGGCGCGAGCAGCGAGACUGUGGCCCGGCAACCAGCCCCACGCAACACGGAUGAUGAGGUCGACCUGCAACACGGCACCACAAAGGGCGAAGAGGGAAGCUCUGGUGGGGGAACGCCUCCGACCAAACGCAAAGGCAAGUUCUCCAAAAUGGGGAAGAUCUUCAAGCCCUGGAAAUGGAGAAAGAAAAAGCCGAGUGAUAAGUUCACCGAAACGUCGAUAGCCUUGGAAAGAAGAAUUUCCGUUCGAAAAAGUCGCCAAGAGUUGGUCGCCAGAGGGGUUUUAAAGGAUAUCCCAGAAAACGAAAGCAAUGUUAACCACUCCAAAGUUCCGCCAGUAAAAAAUGGGCACCCUGUGCCGAUGGACGUGGACAAGUUGUCUGAACAAGGGGUGCGAGUAUCUCGAGGGGAAUCUGACAUCAAGGUGACUUCGCUCAGGCCGCCCCAAGUAGAUGACCGUCGAGGCCGAGUGCCGUCCGACGCCUCUCGCAGUAACCGGGCGCCCCUCGACGUGGACUCUCACGCACGUCUUGCCGUGGACGCAGACAGACGGAGCCGUCUUCCGUCGGAUGUCGAUAAGAGAGGAGGAUCGUUACCCCGAGGACCUCCGCAGGACGACAGACACCGCAGAGAAGAGAGGCGCGAUGGGAAAGACGACCGGGAGGACAGAGGAAGGAAGAACAGGGAAGACGUAGAAAGAAGGGACUGGCGAGAGGAAAAGGAAAGGGAUGGGGGAGUCGACCGCAGGGAAAGGCGAGAAUGGAAAGACGAUAGAGAGAGGAAAGAUGAAAGAACAGAGAGAGACAAUAGGGAAAGGAGAGAUCGGGAGGAGAGGGAAAGGAAGGAUCGCGACGAGAAGGAAAGGAAGGAUCGCGACGAGAGGGAAAGGAAGGAUCGCGACGAGAAGGAAAGGAAGGAUCGCGACGAGAGGGAAAGGAAGGAUCGCGACGAGAAGGAAAGGAAGGAUCGCGACGAGAAGGAGCGCAGGGAGCGCGACGACCGAGAAAGGAGGGACGACAAAGAUAAGGAUCGGCGGCUCGAUGCGCGAGGCGAAAGAGACGAUCGGGACAGGAGAGAUGACCGAGACAAGCGAGAAGACAGAGAGAGGAGAGAGGAUAAAGACCGAUCCGAUGCCAAGAGAAAUGAAAGAGAGCGACGAGAUGAGCGGGAGAAGAGGGAGGAGAAGGAGAGGAGAGAAAAGCCAGAGCCUCAGCGGCCUGUGGACAACAGGCGGGAGGUCGUCAGGCCCGUCUCUGAGAUGGACUUGAGACCUUCUCUGCAGAAGUCGUCCUCAGAGGACAACAAGAGGGCUCGCGCAGUCUCCGAGGCCGACCAGAGGACGACCCUGCCCCGAUACAGCCAGGCUCCACAGUUCAGAGAACGCUCCGAGUCCGCUGGCGUCCGCUUUCCCUCCGACCCUCGUCCACCGAAAGACUCCCAGCAUGAACACUCAUCAAGCAAACAAGCUCUGCUGCCCCCUAAAUGUCUCACCACAGCUUCCACCGAGUACGGCAGGAGUCCCGCCUCCUCUUCUUCUUCGUCGUCGUCGUCUGCCUCUUCCACCUCGUCGUCCUCCUCUUCUGUUCCCAUAGCUGUGGUCAAGCCCCCGCGGACGGUCUCCCUCAUCGCCGAGGACCCGACUCAAUCCCCCCUCGCUGCUCGUUCCUCAGCCGACGCCGUCGUGCCGCCGCCCGUCCCGCCCCACGCCAAGCAGGCUCCCGUCCCCCCGCCCAAACCCGGCAACCGCAACAGCAACCCUGCACUAAUUGCGUCCUCAUUGAACAGAGGCUCUACGGUCAGGCAGCCCUGCCACUGGACCAGCUGGACACGCCAGAGCGAGCUCGGCCUCUACCUUUCUCUCCCCGUGUACACGCGGCACAGGGCCGUCCGGGCCCGCUCAGCUGCUGAGGUCUUGCAGCCCGGCAGCGGCGUCGUCACAGUGCCGGCGCCCGCCAAGCGCUCGCCACCGACGCCACCCAAGAGGAUGACCCCUGUGACCAAACGGCAUACCGUGGACCCAGAGCUUCACAGUCCGGACCCAGAGCCUCCCACCGCUGACCAAGCGUCUGCCCCCGCACUAGUGCCCCCUGCUGUCCUCAAAGGAGAUGGCAAUGAGGACAAAGCGAACGCAGCAGCGACUCGAGGCUUCAUUGAGUCUCUGCCGUCGCCACCGUCCCACAUACCGCCGUCUCCUCCCAGGGUUCAGUCCCUCCAGCCACCCAGCAACUCCUCCUCUGGUCCCGCGCCCGACGUGAAGACCGAUCCCCCCAGCCCCACCACCGAGCCUCCCGGCCAGCUUCCGGCCGUCCCCCUGCACAUCCUCAUCCAGAGAGCUCUGGCCGGCCCCAGCCCAGCGACGCCCAACCCCAACGACUCCCAGAGGGCCUACUCGCUCCUCUUUGAGUCUCCUCCAGAUUUCCUCACCGAGACUCACAGACACUCUCUUCCUGUCACCAUUGAACCUCUCAGGCUGCAAGAAGACGAUGACUUUGACAUGGAGGAGGAGAUCCGGAAGCUUCAUCCUCAGAGGCCUCCUCCCCAGCCUGAGCUGGAGCCCCGCAGCAGGAGGGGUUUAGUAGGAGACCUCAGAGUGAGUGUCAUCCAUGAAGGCGGAGGCCCCGGGGACAGCGAGGAGUCCGACUCCGACGGCCCCAUCCUGUUCAGAGAUGGCGACGACGAUGACGACGACGACGACGACCCCCCGACAGGUGGGCUGGCAAGUCGUGUGAAGAGGAAGGGCACGUUGGCCCUGAGGAUGGAGAGACGCGAGAGGGAGGAACGGGAAUCUCAGGAGAACCAGGACAGCAUGAGCUGGCAGAACCGGGAGCAGUGGACGGCAGUGAAGACCAAGAUCAGCUCGGCACUGACGAGGCGGCUGAGUCAGAGACCCUCAGUAGACGAGUUGGAGCAGAGGAACAUCCUUCAAGCCAAGAAUGAAGAUGACCGACGAACGGAGAGAUCUGAGAUCAAACGGAGGCUGACGAGAAAGCUGUCCCAGAGACCCACAGUGGCUGAACUCCAGGAGAGGAAGAUCCUGCGUUUCCACGAGGACGUCGAGAGCACCCACGCCCACGACUACGACCGGCGGGCGGACAAACCGUGGACCAAGCUCACUCCCGCUGACAAGGCGGCCAUCCGCAAGGAGCUCAAUGAGUUCAAGAGCUCGGAGAUGGAGGUGCACGAAGAGAGCCGGAUCUACACCAGGUUCCAUCGGCCUUAGAGUGUCCAUGCUGACCAGUACAGCACUUGGACUGGGGACCAGUGCGGAGUUACUCUCCUCACUGGGAGCCGAGCAUGUGGCCCAUCUGGUUAGUUCUCACUGACCGCCUGCUCGUCUGCCGCAGCCGCAGGACACUCCUGUCGCUGAUUACUGGGAACCAAAGCGAAAUAUGCCACGAAAACAGUUGAACCUACGGUAGUUUCCUCAGAGAGACUCCGGUUCUCGGGCCGAGGAGGUCGAGACGGGAGGAGUUUGUCGGCGCGUCCGCGACGGAGGAAGCCGUGUGCCAACACUGAAAGAGGGAGAACCCUUUAAUCUCAGGGCGAGUUGGAUUGAACAGAAAGGAAAACUGUCAGAGGGUCACCGCCCCGUGUCCCUCGGGGGGGAAACUAAAGUCCCCACCGUGCCUUCCCCUGCCUUCUAUUUCCUCCUCCUUGCGUAACAGGAAGAACCCCCGUAGCUCCCGUUGACGCCAUCGAGUCUGAACUCUUGUUUGUAUACAUGUUCGCGUUCGGUGCGACAAAUGUCGACCCCGCGACCGGCCUCGCGUGAUCUCACACACUAAUUUAAGGUUCACACGAAAUGUGAAAGCCUUCCCGUGCAGUAUUGUGCUUUCUCUGUAAAACUCGGCUCCGUUUGAAUCAACGGUUUGAGCCUCGUGUUUAACCCCCUCUGGCGCCGAUUCCGACCUAAUAUCUGAAAGUUUGCAUCUUACUGUAUUUUGUUGAUCGUUUAAAUGAUUCUCAUGGAGCACGUAUCGCAAGAAAAAAAAUUCUAAAUAAGGCACUUUACGUUCCUUAAUUGGUUGUGUAGAGAAUUAAAAAGUUUCCGAGCCUAUAAUUCUGUUCAUAAUUGAAUUAUUCAAGCAUGAAAAUGUACAUAUUUUUAUUUUCCUGGCUUGUUUUAUGGUACUUUAUAUAUGCAAGUCCACAAUCGGCUGCAGUUGUAUAGAUCAAUAAUGUAGAUGCGAUUGACUUUAUAUUGUACAUCCACAGUAAUGCUGACAUGUUUUAAUUGUAAAGUAGUCAUGGUACAAAAUGUUUUCUUUCUUUUUUGAUACUGAGAUCUUUAAAACGUUAUUUGCAAAGCACACUGGAUAAAUUAACAAUCCACUACGGAAAAUAAAAUAACCUGUGAUUUUCAUUUCAA